This is a messenger RNA of Diorhabda sublineata, 2214 nucleotides long. Its product is annotated as dynein intermediate chain 2, ciliary. Gene Ontology annotation, biological process: outer dynein arm assembly; cilium movement. The record is from RefSeq and is a predicted model, not a curated record. Gene Ontology annotation, cellular component: outer dynein arm. The transcript has 11 exons. Lineage: Eukaryota; Metazoa; Arthropoda; Insecta; Coleoptera; Chrysomelidae. The coding region runs from base 1 to 2214 and encodes 737 amino acids. Gene Ontology annotation, molecular function: dynein heavy chain binding; dynein light chain binding.
AUGCCUCCUGCCAAUAUGAAAAAGACUAUAUCAGCAGUUGCUACUGCUGCACCUACAAAAGGGAAAAAGAAUUCAAAGAAAGAAGAAGCGAACGAUGAUUUGGAGGAAUGGAAAAAAGCAAAACAACUCCUGAAACCAAAAGAUCAGCUGGAAUUAACAGACGCGGAGCUUAAAGAAAUCAUUCCAAAACAAUUAGUUUCCACUAAUCCUCAAUUACCAGAAGGUUUAGUAGAAUGGAGUUAUCUACAAGAGACUUUCAUACAAUUACCAUCUCCUGGAAAUAUUGUAAAAGUUUAUUCUCUAGAAGGUACGCUUCUCCACAUGGAUACCGAAGAAGCCCAUCAGCAAAUGAUAGAAAUGGGCAUAGACCCCAGCGAGUUUUAUUCGUCAGAAAUAACCUUAAUACCAGAAGUGAUAGAAGAAGAACAACAAGAACCGACACCGGAUGGCUCAAGUGUUGCCGAAGAAGGUAUGAAAGAAGAAGAUGCGGAAUCGCGAAUUACUACCAAAGAAGAAGAAGACGAAGAUGGAAAACCAGCGGGACCCGAGAAACAUGAAGAACACGACGAACCAGAUGAAGAUGACGCCGAAUCGCGUAUUGUGAAAAUAGCGCCACCAAAAGCUGGAGGAAAACCGAGAAAACUAACUAACCAAUUCAAUUUUUGCGAAAGGGCCGCUCUCACGUAUAACAAUCCUACCAGAUCUCAAGAAACGCAAACAACGCCUCCUCCUAUGGCUACAUUCGCAGCCAACGUUCUCCAAUGGAUUAUAUACGAUGCUUACCAAGCAGAUUUCGAAAUACAGGAACAAGAAAGAGAUAGAGAACGUAGAGAAAAAAUGGGUUUACCGCAAAAAGUGAUAGUGAAAAAAACUCCACAACAACUCACAGACGAAAUGCAAGGAAGACUACGCGAGGCGACUAGGGUUCUAGAAAGAAUGAUCAACCAGAAUACAUACAACGAAAUGGCCAAAGAUUACAAAUAUUGGGAAGAUCCUUCGGAUGAAUACAGAGACGAAGAAGGAACUUUGUUACCUUUAUGGAAAUUUACUUAUAAUAAAACAAAUAAACAUACGGUCACCGACCUGGAAUGGAAUCCUUAUUAUUACGAUUUGUUCGCUGUUUGUUUUGGAUUUUUGGAUUACACGAAACCUAUACAAGAUGGUUGUCUUUGUCUGUUCACGAUCAAAAACCCAUCGUACCCGGAUUAUAUUUGUAUGACCGAAUCGGCGGUAAUGUGUGUGGAUAUCCAUUCGAAAUAUCCAUACAUGACUGUUAUUGGUCUAUACAACGGUUCGGUGCAGGUGUUCAACGUACAAGUAACUUGUAAGGAACCAGUCUACAAGAGCAACAGCGUUACUAACAAACACAGAGGUAUAGUUUGGGAGGUAAAAUGGGCACCGGAUCUACCAGAUGGUGAACUGAAUUUUUUUUCUGUAGCUGCUGAUGGCAAAAUUAACAACUGGGUACUUAUGCAAAACGAGUUAUCUGUAACAACAAUAACAACAUUGUUUUUAGACCAAGCUCCCGUACCUGGUCCGGACGGUACAAUGCUGAAAGUAAAAGCAUGUGCCAGUUGCGUUAAAAUCCAUCCGAACAAACCCCAGAUCUACCUAGUCGGAACCGAAGAAGGUCUCAUUUUUAAAUGUAGCGUAGCUUACAGUUCUAUGUAUCUUCUUACUUAUAAGGCCCAUCAAUUACCGGUUUAUAGAAUCGAUUUCAACAGAUAUAAUACUGACAUCUUCAUAUCUUGCAGUUCCGAUUGGAGGGUUAAAAUUUGGGAGGAUAAUCGCCUGGAACCUCUAUUCGUUUUCGACGUGGGUGAUAGAGUGGGAGACGUAAAAUGGGCGCCGUAUUCUUCGACAGUUUUUGCUUGCGUAACAUCAGAAGGAAAAGUAUGCGUAUACGAUCUCAACGUAAACAAAUAUAAACCUAUAUGUGUACAAGCGAUCGUAUCAAAAAAGAAAAACAAAAUUACGAGACUUUCUUUCAAUUACAAAUCUCCUAUCAUCAUAGUAGGAGACGACAAAGGUUGCGUAACCACUCUAAAACUAUCUCCAAAUUUGAGAAUACCAUGCAAGGCUCCAAAAAAAAUGCAACAUUUAGAUCAAUGGACUUUACAGUGUAUGAAACUCGACAGAUUAUUAGCAUUAGUACGAGAACCAAUUUCGCUCACUAUACCCCCAGACACAGCUGGAUCAGAAGAUCAAUUAUAG